AUGGCUCUGCCACUGGCAGGCGCCCAGCAGCAGAAGACGCAGGCAGACUACUAUGUCAAGUCGCUACCAGGGCAACCGGAUGGGCCGUUACUUAAAAUGCACGCUGGUCACAUCGAGGUCAGCCAGGAGCACAACGGGCACCUCUUCUUCUGGCUCUUUCACAACCGACAUAUCGGCGAUCGGCAGCGGACGGUCAUCUGGCUGAAUGGCGGACCGGGGUGUAGUUCAAUGGAUGGAGCGUUGAUGGAAGUAGGCCCGUACCGGGUUAAGGGGGACAAACUGGAGUACAACGAGGGGUCAUGGGACGAAUUUACGAAUCUCCUCUUCGUUGACAACCCAGUUGGCACCGGCUUCAGUUACGUCAACACCGACAGCUAUCUCCACGAACUCCCUGAAAUGGCGGACCAAUUCAUGGUCUUUAUGGAAAAAUGGUUUGACCUGUUCCCAGAGUAUGCCAACGACGACCUCUACUUUGCUGGUGAAUCCUACGCAGGGCAGCAUAUUCCUUACAUUGCGAAAGCGAUCAUGGACCACAACCAAAAAGGGGGACAACAGUGGAAUUUGAAAGGGCUGUUGAUCGGUAACGGCUGGAUCGCGCCUGCGGAGCAAUACCUCGCAUAUCUACCGUUCGCCUACAACAAGUCGCUCAUUCAAGGCGGCACCCCCGAAGCGAACCGCGUUGAGUCCCAGCAGACUAAAUGUAUGGCCGAGCUUGCCAAGCCAUCGGCGAUGGAGAAAGUCGACAUCUACGCGUGUGAGCAAGUGUUGCAGGAUAUAUUGAAGGAAACGCAGAAAAACGGACAAUGUACGAAUAUGUACGAUGUUCGGCUGACCGACUCGUAUCCUUCGUGCGGGAUGAACUGGCCCCCGGACCUCACGGAUGUGACACCUUACCUGCGCCGCAACGAUGUGGUGAAUGCGCUGCACGUGAACUCGGACAAGCGUACUGGCUGGACGGAAUGCACCGGUGCGGUCUCUCAGGCGUUCCGCGCUGCUCACUCAGUUCCUGCGGUGAGGCUUCUACCUGACAUUCUGGAAGGUGGCAUCCCUAUCCUGCUCUUCAGCGGUGCGGAGGACUUUAUCUGUAACCAUUUGGGCACGGAAAGUUUCCUGUCCAACCUGGAAUGGUCUGGAGGCACCGGCAUGGAGCUCUCACCUGGCGUACUCGCGCCCAAGAAGAAUUGGGAGUUUGAAGGCAAAGACGCCGGCAUCUACCAGGAAGCUCGAAAUCUGACCUACGUCCUGUUCUACGAAUCGAGUCACAUGGUCCCCUUCGAUCUCCCGCGGCGAUCGCGCGACAUGCUGGACCGCUUCGUGGGCGUGGAUAUUGCUAGCAUUGGCGGUAAGCCUGCGGAUAGCCGGAUCGAUGGCGAGAAGGCCGGCUUCGAGACGAGCGUCGGAGGCCAUCCCAACAGCACUGUGGCUCAGGAAACCCAGAAAGAAGAAAUUGAGGAAGCAACCUACAACGCGUACUACCGCAGCGGCGAAGCUGCGCUCGUGGUGGUGCUGAUCGGUGCAGCAUUCUUCGGCUGGUGGGUAUGGCGCGGCAGAAGGAGGGCGAGGGCGCAGGGUUACAUGUCUGUCCCACUAGGCAACGGGUCCCUCAAUGGCAAGAGACAUCCUGGUGAUGUGGAGGCGGGCGAUUUUGACGAGAGUGAACUUGACGAUCUACAGCCUGGUGGGAGGGGUGUUGAUCGGAGAGACAUGCAUGCUGAAAGGUAUGACAUUGGGAGCGAUUCUGACGAGGAUGAGGCUCAGGUGGCAAAAGAUGCUGGAAAGGGAGGUAGGUAG
Cyphellophora europaea CBS 101466 is the source of this 1791-nucleotide messenger RNA. RefSeq lists its product as uncharacterized. Lineage: Eukaryota; Fungi; Ascomycota; Eurotiomycetes; Chaetothyriales; Cyphellophoraceae. Gene Ontology annotation, cellular component: trans-Golgi network. Bases 1 to 1791 code for a protein of 596 amino acids. Gene Ontology annotation, molecular function: serine-type carboxypeptidase activity. The record is from RefSeq and is a predicted model, not a curated record. Gene Ontology annotation, biological process: proteolysis; apoptotic process. The transcript is spliced from 2 exons.